AUCUUCUAUGUUUAGAGGUGAGCAUGUUUAAUACCGGAAACGACUAAAAGUUUAGCUGAAACAAGUAGUUUUUCUUAAUUUUGCGAAAGACUGGUAAUUGUUGGUUUGUAUAACAUGCCCCUCGGUACAAAACCAACGUGUGGCUCUUGUAAAAUAUCAAAUUCGACGCUAUGGAGAAAAGGAGUUCAAGGUGAUGUGAUGUGCAAUACCUGCUUUAUAAAACAGUCUGGAAAUGGCGGCGGGAAAGAGGCAGGAUCAAACGGGAAUGGGACUUCUUUGGGUAAAAACAAUGGUGGAUCGAGUUUAAUCGGCGGACCCGUAUUGAGGAAGAGCUCGAGGAUCAGACCAUCAAAGAGUAAAUUCCAGGCGGCGACCAAGGCUCUUGCAACGAAAGGGAAAAGCAGGCGAAUAAUCUUCAAGAAAAGUCAACCCAUUAAGGCCCCAACAGCUGUUGCAACUGUAGUGACAGGUGACAGUGUAUACCACAAUGGCAUGUACUUUCAAGUUGGUGACAUUGUGUCCUUGGUUGAUCAUGACAGCUCUGUGUACUAUGCCCAGAUUCGCGGCUUCAUGCAAGACCAGUACAAUGAGAAGAGUGCUGUCAUUACAUGGAUGAUUCCCACGUUAUCAAGCCCCAGAGAUAGGUUUGAUCCAUGCACCUACACACUUGGUCCAGAAGAGGAUUUGCCACGGAAACUUGAAUUCAUGGAAUUUGUUUGCCAUGCACCAUCAGACUACUAUAAGGCAAAGAAUGCCCCCUACCAUUCCCUCAAUUCCCAGCCAGACCUGUGUUACAUAUGGACAAACAUUGGUCCUCAAGUGCAACCAACACCAUCCAUCGACGAGGUGUUCGGUUUAAAAAAGACACAAAAUAGUGCUACAAGCAAAGUGGACAGUAAGGACAGGGAACGACUGGAUAAGCAUGACAAGCAGAAGGACAAGGAGACGGACAAGCAUGAAAAACCGAUCAAAGUAGAAAAGGAUGUCUAGGUGAAUAAAUGUGAAGAUUUCUA
Messenger RNA from Haliotis rubra (blacklip abalone), 1013 nucleotides. RefSeq names its product GATA zinc finger domain-containing protein 1-like. Bases 115 to 990 code for a protein of 291 amino acids. Gene Ontology annotation, molecular function: zinc ion binding; sequence-specific DNA binding. Gene Ontology annotation, cellular component: nucleus. Gene Ontology annotation, biological process: regulation of DNA-templated transcription; chromatin organization. The transcript is spliced from 4 exons. The record is from RefSeq and is a predicted model, not a curated record. NCBI's taxonomy places the organism in Eukaryota, Metazoa, Mollusca, Gastropoda, Lepetellida, Haliotidae.